Budorcas taxicolor (takin) is the source of this 999-nucleotide messenger RNA. RefSeq names its product chromosome 22 C18orf32 homolog (gene C22H18orf32). The coding region runs from base 159 to 389 and encodes 76 amino acids. Lineage: Eukaryota; Metazoa; Chordata; Mammalia; Artiodactyla; Bovidae. The record is from RefSeq and is a predicted model, not a curated record. The transcript is spliced from 3 exons. Gene Ontology annotation, biological process: positive regulation of canonical NF-kappaB signal transduction.
CCCUCUUUCCGGAAGCGUGGAUAGUGUCCCUGGGACUUGGUCGUCGCGGGUGAGCCGGACCCGGUAGUGGUCUGGGGGGAUCGGGGCGGCGUGGGCGGCGGCCUCGGUGCGCAGCGCGGCUCUCCUGCCCUCACGUUCAGGAACUCACAUCUGGGACAAUGGUGUGCAUUCCCUGCAUCGUCAUUCCAGUUCUGCUCUGGGUCUACAAAAAGUUCCUGGAGCCGUAUAUAUACCCUCUGAUCUCCCCCUUUGUUAGCCGUAUGUGGCCUCGGAAAGCUAUACGAGAAACCAAUGAUAAAAACAAAGGCAAAGUAGACUAUAAGGGUGCAGACAUAAAUGGAUUACCAACAAGAGGACCAACAGAAAUGUGUGAUAAAAAGAAAGACUAAACUGAUUGUCCCAAAGGAUCUCAUUGUUUUAAAAAUGGACCUGAUACUAUGAAGCACCUUCUUUUUAAUUGUCUCUGAUCUUUUUCCAAGACCAGAAUUUGGGUUAGAUAUUAAUAGUUUAGACAUUUACCUGACGCUAAUCAGGGAAUACCUGGUAUUUGUAUUUAAAAUGUAGCUAGUUAUAUUUAACAACCUCAUUUCUGAGUUCCUUUUUCAUUAAAGUAGCUUUCAUUUCUUUUAUUGCAGUUUUAAAAAUAUGAGUAAAUAUAUAAGGUUUGUGCCAGUGGACACUGUUACUAAGUCAGUACCUAGAAAUUUGGGGGGGCUCUAGCUUUUUUUAUUCAGGCUCUUCAAAUUUGAGGAGUGUAAUUUUACUGUGAAACACUGCAGUGAGACUGUGCAGUCAAAUGAAAGGUAGUUUUUAAAGAUGAUAAUGACUUGAAAUAAAGAUGUAAUUACUGUCCAACUCAAAGGAGUAGCUUAUCUGUGAGAAUAGUAAUUACUAUUUAUUGCUCUGAGGAAGAUAGAAAAGACAGGGAAAUAGGGGAAACCUCUCUGAAAAAUGGAACAUGUUUUACAUAAAUGUCUAAUGUGUAAUAUAAAAUUCUAA